Messenger RNA from Catharus ustulatus (Swainson's thrush), 1056 nucleotides. RefSeq names its product glutamine-rich protein 2-like. The transcript has 10 exons. Lineage: Eukaryota; Metazoa; Chordata; Aves; Passeriformes; Turdidae. The record is from RefSeq and is a predicted model, not a curated record. The coding region runs from base 1 to 1056 and encodes 351 amino acids.
AUGCUGGAGCAGCUGGUGGCUGAGACAGCCAACGAGCUGAAUGAGCAGGAUCAGGAGCUGGCGCAGCAAAUGGAAGCCAGGUUUUUGAACGUUCAAAAGGACUAUGAGAAGCUCACCUUCGCCUCAGGGAGCCUGCAGAAAGACUCUCAAGAAAAGCAGAAAGCAAUCGAGAUGCUGUUCCAGUCUCUGGAGAAGCUGCAGAAGGAGAAGGCAGAUGAGAGGGACAUGUUGGCAGCAAUAGAAGUGAAGGCGGACAAAGCUGACUUGGGCAGCAAAGUCGAUUGCAACCAGUUUGAACAGAACAUGGAGCAGGUGGAUGAGAGGAUGCAGGAUUUGCAGAGCCAGAUUUCAGACCAAGAGCAGCACUGGAACGAGGUGCAGCAGAAGUUCAGCGAGGCAAUGGAAGAGAAGCUGGAUCGACUGGAGCUGAAGGCUUUCCGUAAGCGCCUGGAGGAGUCUUGGAACAGAAGCAUCGGGGAUUUUGAAAAGAGAGUGACAGAAGACACUGGUGCUGGGAUUAAGAAGCAGCUGCCAGUGCCUUUCUCGUGCCUGUCCUGUGACCGCAUGCUCACCAUGCAGGUUCCUGGCCCGUACCCCGAGACACUUCCAUAUCUGCAGCCGCUGCCCCCUGGCAAGGAAUCCCGUCACAGCCAAAGGAGGUCAGUGGUCAAUGGCAGUGUCUCCCGUGUGCCACAGAGCUGCGGGGACCAUCAGAUCAGCAGCUCCAUGAUGCAGCACAUCAUGGCUUCACCACAUACAAGCGCACAGAUGCAGCGUCUCCUGGUACUCUCCAACAAGCCUGGAAUGACCCAGCUGCUGGACAGUAGUGGACACUUCCCGAGGGGCCGGAAUGACCAGCUUCCUGUGGCAAUCAGGGCACAGGAUGAGUCAGGCGCUGCCGCCCCACGGAUGCACUUGCCAGGCACAGCCCCCCAACACUCCUGGGCACCUGGGCUGGUCCAGCCCCGCCGGACAACAACCCCCACUCAUCUGGACGGGACUCAGCGCCCAGUGCUCGAUCUGACACAUCUGGUCAGAAGCCAGAAAGCUCCGUAA